GUUCAACCAGGUUUCUACAUCUGCAGGAUCCGAAAAUAACCUGUAACUCAAGAGUUGAAGAACGCCGCAGUAAAGAAUAUGAUGCGAUAGCGGAGAGAGUGUACAUCGCGGCUGUCAAUGGAGGAAGAAUCUUCAAAGGAUGACGAGGCUGCCGGUCAUGGACGCGGGGGUUCGGACGGGGAGGAUCGAGAUGUGGAUCGCAAGAGGCCAUCUCUGUACGACCCAGAAACCCUCCAGCGGCUCCUGGUCGACUGCAUAACGUUCAAGUCCACCAUCCAGGACAUUGAGGUGGUCAUCAAAUGUGGAGCCAAGAUCAACGAACCCGUGAAGCGGGGACUCAAGCCUCUGCACUAUGCCGUAUACGGGGAUUACGUCCCCUGCGUGCAGUUUCUUAUCGAGAAAGGCGCGGGUGUCAAUGCAACAGACGACAUCGGCUACACGCCCAUCCACCUGUGUGCCAGGAAAGGAAACGUCGCCUCGAUGGAAGUUCUUAUUGAGAAUGGUGCGAUCGUACACUCCUUCAACAGUGAUGACGAAGAUGCAAAGGCGCUUGGGUGUUUAACUGUAGAGCCGUUGAAUUUGGCGCUCGAAAAUAACCACGUCGACUGUGUCCGUCUGCUGCUAGAAAAUGGCGCGAAACCAGAUCAUCUGUAUUUCAUGGGAUACGAGAUCAAUUUGAUUCCACUUGAAAACCUGGAGUGUUUGGAGAUCCUGCUGAUGUACGGUGCUGACCCCAAUGUUUUUAACCGGUGUGGAACCUCGCCUCUGAUGAAGGCCUGCAGACAGCAGAACAUCGACGCCUGCAGGAUGCUGUUGAAGUACGGAGCUCAGGUCAACCUCCAGUGUCCUUCCCGGUUUGAACAGAAGACUGCUCUACACUUCGCCAUCGACAAGGGCAACAUCGGCAUCAUCCACAUGCUGCUGAGACAGGGCGCUAGUCCGUCGCGUCCUGACAACUACAAGUUUGCGGCUCUUCACGCAGCUGUCUUGAAGGACAGGCCAGACGUCUGCGAGAUGCUGCUGAGGUGGCGAGCAGACGUGGACGAGAAAACGGACGAGAACGCCACAGCGUUGAUGUUGGCCUGUGCCACGCCGAGUCUCAAGUUACAGAGGGACCUGAUCGAGCUGCUGCUCCAGCACGGCGCCGACCCCAACGCCCACUCCAACAUCCUGAGCUACUCGUCACCCUGUCUGUCCCCACUCACGGAGUACCUGAAGAACAUAGCCGAGAAGGUGACGUACGAAAUAGCGCAUUCUCUCAUCAAACACGGAGCAAGGGUUAACUUUAAAGGAUCCACAUCCAUAGCUAGGCUGAAGGAUCCUCAUGGCGUUUUGCAUUAUCUUCCAAAUGACAAGGUCAAGGACAGGGCAGACAUUUUUGAUUUGCUAGCAGAAGCCGGAAGCUCGUUUGAUGUGCAUGCGAUAAAGCAUUACUCUGGUCUGAACACCAGGGAGAGGUCAAUUCUGACGCAGUUAUCCUCGAAACCAUUGUCCGCCAGACAGCUUGUCAGACUUUACAUCCGGGAACUGAUGAUUCCACGGGUGCCAGAAAAAGUUAAUCGUUUACCACUGCCUUCAGUUGUGAGGUCCUAUUUACUCUUUGGUGUCUAGGGCCACAUGUUUUGGAUAUUGCCGAGUCACGGUCUUCACGAAGAAGGUUUUAGUGACGCUUAAAUACUGACUUCAAAAUAUAUUUGUUGAAUCUUUCCUGAUUUAAUUAUGUAAACAAAUACUAUGCUCAGACUAACAAACAAUGUACACUUAGCAAAUGUGCAGUAUAAUGCAGCAGAUAAACCUCAAUUAGAGAG
Messenger RNA from Gigantopelta aegis, 1808 nucleotides. RefSeq names its product ankyrin repeat and SOCS box protein 8-like. Gene Ontology annotation, molecular function: transmembrane transporter binding. Gene Ontology annotation, biological process: negative regulation of delayed rectifier potassium channel activity; neuronal action potential. The coding region runs from base 118 to 1611 and encodes 497 amino acids. The record is from RefSeq and is a predicted model, not a curated record. Gene Ontology annotation, cellular component: membrane; axon initial segment; synapse. The transcript is spliced from 2 exons. Lineage: Eukaryota; Metazoa; Mollusca; Gastropoda; Neomphalida; Peltospiridae.